This is a messenger RNA of Penaeus indicus, 3165 nucleotides long. RefSeq names its product transport and Golgi organization protein 6 homolog (gene Tango6). NCBI's taxonomy places the organism in Eukaryota, Metazoa, Arthropoda, Malacostraca, Decapoda, Penaeidae. The transcript is spliced from 13 exons. The record is from RefSeq and is a predicted model, not a curated record. The coding region runs from base 32 to 3130 and encodes 1032 amino acids. Gene Ontology annotation, biological process: protein secretion.
ACUUCCCAGCAUCAAUGUCGGAAAGGGAAACAUGGCCUUGCAAGUGCUGUUUCAACACGUCAAAGAUUUAGCAGUAUUAGGUACACCUGGACACACAUCUCUUGAAACAGUUACAUUUGAAGUAGAAAAAAUAAAAAAGAGCUUAUGGCAAGAGGAGCAGAGUGAAACAGCACAAGAUGGUGAAGACAAAUCAGAUUUUCACUUGCAGAUACACACAACUUUUAGAAAACUCCUAUCAGCUGUUAAUACAACCACUUUGGAUGUCAGAUUGGAAUGUGGCUUUUUGGUUGUUGCCAUAUUACAAGGAAUACAAAGUGUCCUAGGAAAGGAAAUCCAGAAACCAUGUCAGCCACCUAAUAAUGACCAGAGUAAAGUGGGUCGCAGAAGUAUAGCUCAGAUACCUCCUGCACCACCAGAUCUGAUUAGUGUACAACAGGCUAAGGAUGUAGAGGCAGUGUGUCGGGUCCUUUUCUAUACUGCAGUGUUAGGGUGCCUAGAUAAUGAGGCAUCACUCUAUGUGAAGAUGAUGCUUGCAAAGAACAAGUUCAUUUUGGGGAGCGACCUUCCUUCUGUACCGCAGGAAUGCAGACAUGCUGUCCUUAGUGAGAUCUUCAAAAGCCUUCUACCUGUGAUGAAGCAUGAAACACUAGGAACUUGCAUGCGAGGGCCAAUGUUCCCUGAGGUUUUGAGUUCCAUACUGCAGCUGUGCUUUGGCCCUGUGGAGGUUAAAAACUUCCCUGAAGACACAGCCUUCUUCCGAGAUCAGAUGGAAAGCCUCUUUAUGUGCAUGGACACCAACCAUGCAAUUCAACAAAUUUUGCUUCUCAAGGGUUUGGCACAGCGAGGGGUGUGGUUCAAGAAGGUGUGUGGAUUGCUCCUUGUUCGCAGGUUCAUGUUUCAGCCAGGUGGAGUUGCUGCAGUUAUUGGAGCUGGGCUUUCCAUCUGUAACGGCAGGGACUGGCAGCAAUGUGAGGCGGUUGCUAGUCUGAUUGCCCAAGCCAAGAUCAGUAACAUGGAUCAGUUAUAUUCUACUGCUGGACCACAGAUAGCAGAGUUGUUGUUGCAAGAGGAACUUAAGCCAGAAAUCUUGCGAGUGGUUGUGCUAACUGUGGCUCAAAUGGCCAGACACUCAGCCUCACUCACUGCUCUGCAUGUCACCCAUUCUCUUCUGAAACCCUUGGUUGACACAACCACAGCAGAGGCAGGAAGAAUAUCUGCUAGCUCUGAUGUGAACCUCACACUCUGCAUAACCCGAAUUCACAAGCUGUUUGUGGAGAUUGCCACUCCGACUGUAGCACUCACCAGCCUGCUUCAACCUGUCUUGUGUCCCCUGAUGGCAGUUGCUGCUCUGAUGACAUCACAUCUGCGUUCCAAAGCCCAGCAGAUUCUGGUGAGGUAUUUAUCACAGCAACAGAAAGGAGAGGCUGUGGAGACUCUUCUUGUUCUGUCUGGUCUGAAGAAAUCCUCUGCUUCACCUUCAGUUGACCCAAAAGUCGAAUUUAGCAUAGAUGAUGAAGGCGGAGUGAAAGUUACUAAUAUUGAAGAGGUUGCUGAUGAUAACAUCUUAGAAAAUGAUGACAGACUAUCAAAGUCCCUCAUAACGGUUCUUGAGACUUUGAAAAACCGUGCUGUUAUUUUGGAGUUUUAUGAGAGACUUGCUGAAUGUAUUAACUUUACAGUCUUGAAUGAGAAGAAACAAUCCCCGACACUCUUGCUGACAGAGGAGGAUGUAAGAAAGGAGCAGUUCGAGGGGAUGAGGAAGGUGAGUCUUGGGACAAACCUUUUGAGCCUCCUUGCAGACAGCGAGGCACUCACAAGUGACCUCUUCCAAGAUCUGUCUGCAGCUGUGCCCUUUGUGGAUAGGCUCAUCAAAGCUGGAUGUCAGGAAUGCAAUGAUGAACACUUACGGAAAACUCAGACUACUCUUGUAAUGAAUAUUGUUGUGCUCAUAUCCUGUUAUGUCAGUGAACGUACACUCAGGAAGAAGAUGUCAAGUGAAGACUGGAAAGGGUUGAAAAAUCUUGUUCCCUCCUUAGAUGAAGUAGGGGAAAAUAUUCAGGAUGAGACAGUGCUCCUCUAUAUUGAGCAGCUUCGUAACCUCCUCCUCACUCAUGGGGUUGUGCAAACAUUGCCAGGAGAUAUCCAGUCUGGUGCAAAACAAGGGAAACAGGAAGAUGCGAGUACCAAGAAAGGGAGAAAUGAUAAAUCAGGGAAAAAAGAAGUAGAGCUGGAUGAAAAAGAUACUAAAAGAAAACAAGAACUGAACAGAAAUAAUAUUGGAAAACUACAGAAUGAAGUUGAAGAUAAGAAGUCCCAUGACAUGCAGUCUCAGGAAGUAAAAAGCACAUACAAGGAAGCCAUGGAUGACCUGUUUAGUCCUCUGCUGCCAGUGCGUGGCCACUCCCUCCUGGCCCUUGGGAAGCUGAUUGAACAGAGAGACCCAGAAACCUUACUACACAAAGACCAGCUUCUAACAAUUUUUCAGCAUAAUUUGAAGGAUGAGGAUUCUUAUAUCUACCUGAUGGCAGUGCAGGGUUUGUCUGUCUUGUGUGAUGCUUAUCCAGAUAAGAUUGUAGGCAUUUUGACUGCCGAGUUCAGUGUUGGGGAGCGUACAGUUGAGGACAGAGCCAAGUUAGCCGAGGCAUUGACAAGGGCUUCGAGGCGUCUGGGGCCCCUUCUGCCACACUACAAGGAACAGUUCAUUAAUGCAUUGCUGACAGGAGUUCGAGAUGGAGAGCUCCUUGUGCGGGCAGCAAGCCUCUCAAGCCUGGGAGACGUCAUUAAAUUGCUACGUUUCAGCAUAGGGCCCAUUGUUCAUGAGGUGUUCCAGCUUUUGCACACCAUCAUCUCUCAUGACAAAGAGGCUGAGGUGCGACGGGCAGCUGUAUUGGUCAUAACCCUGCUCCUACAGGGGCUUGGCCAGGAUGCAUUCUCAGUGUUGAAGGAGGUAAUUCGGGAUUUAUAUCGAGCCCUGCGACUAGUACACACUACAGAUCCCGACGAUGUUGUUAGACUUCAUGCACAGUUAGCAAUGGAAGAAAUUGAUACCAUAACAAGGGCUUUCCUUCUCCCGAAACUCAGUCUCUCCAAGAAAAUUUAUGUGACUGAAAUGCCGCCAAGUCCGUUCUAGUAUUUUUAUUUUUUAAUAAUAAAAAAAAUACUAUA